Molecule: messenger RNA, 1434 nt
Organism: Vigna radiata var. radiata (mung bean)
Lineage: Eukaryota; Viridiplantae; Streptophyta; Magnoliopsida; Fabales; Fabaceae
Product: pentatricopeptide repeat-containing protein At1g62350
Exons: 2
Coding region: 560-1237 (225 amino acids)
Molecular function (GO): protein binding
Source: RefSeq, a predicted model, not a curated record
AACAAAUGUGAAGCCUCAACAAUAUGCCUCCAUUAUAGUUUCUCUUUGUUGUUUCGAAUCUUUUGUUUAUCUGGAACCCUAAGCCUCAACCUCGGAGGGAGCAGAGGCGAGAAAUGAGAUCGAGAGGGAAGAGAGAGGGAUCGUAGAAGCACUGUUUGAGGCGGAUGACCUGGUUGUGGCGGCCGUCGUCGAGAAGCUCGUGAAGAAGCUCGAAUUCGGUGAGAACAUAAUUCUCCUCUAAUAGAAAGUUCACCACGCAAUUGCACAGCGACGACCUUUUCACAUCCAUUUUCUCCUUCUUUUCAAAUCCUCAUACCACAGUGUGACUCAGAUCGUGUCGUGUUUUCAACUUUGUUAUCGCGGUGUCUGGGGGAGUUUGCUCGAGUUCCCACGAGCCAACUCAAGAACGAUUCUACUUGCAUGCGAGUUAUCUCGGUUCGGGGGAAAGAAAUCUGAAUUAAAGCGUUAUUAAGCAUCAUAGCUAUUUUGAUUUGAGCGUGGCAGUGCAAUAGUAUCACCUGUCUGUUCCUCUUUCAGUUUCUUUCAGUGUUUGUUGUUAAUGCCGCUGGUGCGUGUUGCAGUUGGUGCAGCGGUGCGAGCUGGCACCCGUAAUUGGGUCCGUUGGGUUUCGGGUGGGGCAUCGAGUCCGAGCCUUUCGAUAUGGCGGCGGAAGAAGGAGAUUGGCAAAGAAGGGCUGCUCGUGGCUAAAGAGCUCAAGAGGCUCCGGUCCGACCCGGUCCGCCUCGACCGCUACAUCCGGUCCAGCGUCUCCCGCUUGCUCAAGUCCGACCUUGUGGCCGUCCUCGCUGAGUUCCAGAGACAGAACCAAGUCUUCCUCUGUGUCAAGUUGUAUGAAAUAGUCCGGAAAGAAAUAUGGUACAGACCGGACAUGUUUUUUUACAGGGACAUGCUGAUGAUGCUUGCACGAAACAGAAGGGUGGAAGAAGCUAAGAGAGUUUGGACUGAUUUGAAAGAGGAACAAGUUUUAUUUGAUCAGCAUACAUUUGGAGAUAUUAUCAGAGCUUUUCUGGAUAACGGGUUGCCCUCAGAAGCAAUGGAGAUAUACGAAGAAAUGAGACAGUCCCCUGAGCCUCCUCUUUCGUUGCCUUUUCGUGUGAUACUGAAAGGGCUCAUUCCUUAUCCAGAAUUAAGAGAGAAAGUAAAACGUGACUUCUUAGAAAUUUUCCCAGAUAUGAUCAUCUACGACCCUCCCGAAGACUUGUUUGAAGAUCAUUAGCAGCACAACGAUGGGGAUAAUAAGAAUAUUAUUGCUUACUUCCCUGGACUUGUUUUCAAUUUUGGACCACUUUGUUUAGGGAGAUUACGCAUGUCAAGUUUACAUGUAACGCAUUUAUAAUGAUGAUUGAGGAACUCAAUCGAACAUUUAACUACAUUAGCAAUGAAUAAGUAUUAUUUGCGUCAUUAAUAUUCUUA